Molecule: messenger RNA, 3110 nt
Organism: Girardinichthys multiradiatus
Lineage: Eukaryota; Metazoa; Chordata; Actinopteri; Cyprinodontiformes; Goodeidae
Gene: tcirg1b
Product: T cell immune regulator 1, ATPase H+ transporting V0 subunit a3b
Exons: 20
Coding region: 16-2493 (825 amino acids)
Biological process (GO): vacuolar acidification; proton transmembrane transport
Cellular component (GO): vacuolar proton-transporting V-type ATPase, V0 domain; plasma membrane; vacuolar proton-transporting V-type ATPase complex
Molecular function (GO): ATPase binding; proton-transporting ATPase activity, rotational mechanism
Source: RefSeq, a predicted model, not a curated record
UCUGUGCAUGCAGUUAUGGGAUCCAUGUUUCGAAGCGAGGAGGUGUGCCUGGUGCAGCUCUUCCUCCAGGCCGGCUCGGCCUACAACUGUGUCAGCGAGCUGGGAGAGCUGGGAAUGGUGGAGUUCAGAGACUUAAAUCCUAACGUGAAUGCCUUCCAGAGGAAGUUCGUCGGAGAGGUCAGGCGAUGUGAAGAGCUUGAAAAGACUUUUUCCUUCCUGGAGCAGGAGAUCAAUCGCUCCUUAAACCCACCCCUGCAGCGUCCCCUCCCUCCUCCGUGCCCGGUGCCUUCGGCCCCUCAGCCACGUGAACUCAUCACCAUCGAGGAGGAAAGUGAGAGGCUGGCGAGAGAGCUCCGAGAGGUGUCCAGGAACAGAGACAGCCUCCGGGCUCAGCUCACGCAGCUCUGCCAGUACAAAGGAGUCCUGACCCAAACGCAUUCGCUCACAGCUAUGCAGACACCACCACCUGUGCUGGAAGGCCACAGCCUGUUUGAUCGCCAAGAUAUCCGCCUCAGUUUUGUUGCAGGAGUGGUCCAUCCCUGGAAGGUCCCCUCGUUCGAACGGUUGCUGUGGCGGGCAUGUCGUGGUUACAUUAUCGUGGAUUUUAGAGAAAUGGGUGACCGACUGGAGCACCCAGACACUGGAGAAAUGGUGCAAUGGACCGUGUUCCUUAUCUCCUUUUGGGGGGAUCAGAUCGGACAGAAAGUGAAGAAGAUAUGUGAUUGCUUCCAUACGCAGACGUUUGCAUACCCAGAGAGCACAGCUGAAAGAGAGGAAACUCUGCAGGGGCUUCAAGGCCGGAUUGAAGACAUCAAAUCAGUGUUGUCUCAGACCGAAGCGUUUCUACAGCAGCUGCUGCUGCGAGCGGUGGCCAUCCUGCCUCAGUGGAAGGUCUGGGUCCAGAAGUGCAAGGCGAUCCAGCUGGUGCUGAACCUCUGCAGCCCUUCUGUGACUGAUAAGUGCCUGAUUGCCGAGGCGUGGUGUCCCACCGCCAAGCUGCCUGAGCUGCAGAGCGCCCUUAGAGAAGGAGGGAGAAAAAGUGGCAGUGGGGUGGAUUCCUUCUACAACCGCCUGCCCUCCUCCACCCCUCCUCCCACUCUGUUCCCCCUCAACUCUUUCACAGCUGGUUUCCAGAACAUUGUCGAUGCUUACGGAGUGGCCAGCUACCGUGAGGUCAAUCCAGCGGUCUACACCAUUAUUACAUUCCCCUUUCUGUUUGCUGUGAUGUUUGGGGACGUGGGUCAUGGUUUACUGAUGUCUUUCGCUGCCCUCUGGAUGGUCCUUGAGGAGAAAGACCCUAAGCUCAAAAACAAUAACAAUGAGAUCUGGAGGAUGAUGUUUGGAGGACGUUAUCUGAUCCUGCUGAUGGGCCUCUUCUCUAUCUACACGGGAGCCAUUUACAACGAGUGUUUUAGCCGAGGAAUGAUAACCUUUAGGUCGGGGUGGCACGUUGGCCCAAUGUUUGAAAAGAACCUCUGGAACUCAUCAGUGCUGGAGGGAAGCCAGUUCUUGUCCAUGGAUCCUAAUGUGGCCGGGGUUUUUACCACUCCUUAUCCGUUUGGCAUUGACCCGAUCUGGGGCUUGGCCAACAACAAACUAACCUUCCUAAACUCAUACAAGAUGAAGAUGUCGGUCAUCGUCGGCAUCAUUCACAUGACUUUUGGGGUCUGCUUGUCGUUCUUCAACUACUUGCACUUCGGCAAGGUCAGCAGUAUAUUCUUUGUGCUGAUCCCAGAGCUGUUCUUCAUGCUGUCCCUCUUCGGGUACCUCGUCUUCAUGGUGGUCUUUAAAUGGAUCGCCUACACUCCUGCUCAGUCCAGAUUAGCUCCCAGCAUACUGAUCCACUUCAUAGACAUGUUCCUGUUCACAGACAACCCAGAGAACCCCCUGCUGUUCAAGGGUCAGCUUAUAGUUCAGAAGGUUCUGGUUGUGCUGGCCCUGUUUUCAGUCCCUUUUCUCCUGCUGGGGAAACCCCUGUGUGAAUAUGUCUCAUUCAAAUUAAGACGGCGGCGACCAACAGACGAGGAACGACGGCCGUUGGUGGCUGAAGAAGCCUCGGUCAACACUCAUCAGGGGGAGGUGGUGGGUGGAGCAGCUGAAGAGGAGCAGUUUGAUGCAGCAGAUGUGUUCAUGCAUCAGGCCAUCCACACCAUCGAGUACUGCUUGGGCUGCAUCUCCAACACGGCCUCCUACCUGCGGCUCUGGGCCCUCAGUUUGGCCCAUGCACAGCUGUCAGAGGUGCUGUGGGUCAUGGUCAUGCGCCUGGCCCUGAAGUGGAACGGCUACGUCGGAUCCGCUGUGCUUUUUGUGAUUUUCGCCUUCUUCGCUGUGCUGACCGUCUCCAUCCUCCUGGUUAUGGAGGGGCUCUCAGCUUUCCUGCACGCGCUCCGUCUGCACUGGGUGGAGUUUCAGAAUAAGUUCUACAGCGGAACAGGCUACAAACUCAGCCCCUUCUCCUUCACCUCUCUGAUCAAUGCUUCAGCUGCUUUAUAAUGAGCCAAACAAUUACGAAUCAGUUAAAUUAACUAUAGUAUUUGUGUUUCUUAAUUGUAUUCUAUUGCCUGUAUGCCAUGAAAUGGUUAAAUUAACUAUGAUGAAUAAUUGAAACUAUUAUUUUUACAUCAAUAGAAUAAAAAUAUGCCCACUUGCUUAAUUAUGACAGCACUGUAUGAGAAUAUACUUUUGUAUCCCCUUUAUAUUUUUAAACAGUGUUACACGUUGUUUUCCAAUUGAUUUUUCAUAAGUUAAAAAGUUAUUCGUGUAAUUUUUCCUGUAUGAACAUUAAUGACAAACAUGAAUUAUGAAAAGGGAAAGCACAUCUGCUAAUGGGUCUGUUUUGCUGUUUAGGGAAUUUGACACUGUUGACCUGGUGAAUGUUGAGCUUCUCUUGGAGGAUUGUUUAGUUCAGCCUGAAUAAUAUUUAAAAGCCAAAGACUCUUUCCCUCAUGAUCAUGUCCCAACAUGUUUUUCAAGUGCCUUACUGGUUUAUUUAGGUGUCAUGUUGAGAUCGCCGCUGCUGUUCUCAUGCCACUAUAAACCUUUCAGUUGACUUUUUUUGGUAUUUAACUGUAUACAUUUAAAUAAAUCGGAAAUUAAAAUUUGUUUUCUGA